GGCGGAGCUACGUUUGUAAACUCACGUUGCACUCUGGACAGUCUGGUUCCCACAACAACAGAAAUAUAAGCUUAGUUUGAACUCGCCAGUCGUCAAGCGUCAUUUCACACACAAACCAUAACCAGAGAAGAGAAUUUAUCUUGUCACUGCCUGGAUCAGGGCUGUACAGAUGGACUGAAAUCAAACGAAUUGGACCACCAGAGAAGAUCCAACAUGGGCAACAAACGGAAAGCCUCCAAUGAGAUGGACAAAGAUUCAGAUGCCAGCUCAGGAUAUUACAGUGCUUUGGACCAGACAGACUUUGAAGACGGGGGACCAACCAGUACUGCAUCUCAAAACAUGCCGACAGCUUCUCGGGUGCCUUUCAUUCCUGGCGUCUCUCGCAUGAUCGUAAUGAACAACCUUGUCCUCAAGCAGCCAAACUCUGUGGCCCCUGCGUUAAAACCAUGGAGCUUAAACACUUCAUUGGAUGUGGUUCCUCAGUCUCAGCUGCUUUUCCUACAGCCAGUCAUACCCACCAGUGACGGUAGCAGCCAGAGCUCUGACAAGCAGAAACUUUCCAGAAAGCAUGUUCCCAUGCAAAACACCUUUGUCCCACACCCUCCACAAGGGUCUACAGUCGACCAGGGUCCCAGUGCCGUCCAUAAGAGGGCAAACCACAGUCACAGUGGUAGACAUCAACGACGCUGUUAUGAUGAAAAACCUUUCCACGGUUGCUCUUUGAAGCAGGAUGAUUCUGAGACAUGCACGGGAUAUGGAGUAGACCCUAACAUUGCUUCUUUGGGAGACAUGGGUGUGGAAAACCCCUCAUCCAGGCUUUCUGACCUUCAGGAGCCCCAUACCACCACUUCACCAUUUCACUCCCUCCUCGCUUCAUUCCCUCAGACGUGUCCCAAUUCUUCAGUCGCCCAGGGCAGUGAUGGGGAGAAUAUGUCAGAUGACUUCUCUCCAAGUUCCAGCAAACGCAAACGCUUCUGCAACACGUAUAAUAUUCUGAAUCGGUCAGGCCUGCUGGGCAUCACGCUGCGCACAAAGGAACUUAUUCGGCAGAACAAACGUUCCCAGGCCCAACUUCAGAGUCUGCAGGCUCAGACUGACCUCUUCUUGGAGGCCAUAUAUAGUGGAGACCCCAAAGUCUGGACCAGAUUACAGCUCAUCCUCCAGAACUCUAGAAACAGUGACGAGACGCCCAUGGAAUCACCGCUGGACUCUCUAAAGGAUGCGGACGAGGAUCCGGGUUGCAUUGUGUAGUAGCAGUAACUGCUGCAGGAUUAUGGAAUAACCAUAUUUUUGCUUAGACCUCAGAAGCUUUGGAAAUGUUCAGCUUCUCUUUGUAGAUUCAGUUGGAAAUGUCAAAGAUUUGAGACUUUGGAGAUUUAGUUAUCACAUCAUAUGCUAUCUGUCCGAUAUCAGUCAUCCUUACACCUGCGGUUUUGUCUAAAGUAUGUAAAUACAAUGCUUAGGUAACUGCAUUUUUUACUGAAUAAAGUGAUUCAUUUGAUAGUGAAAUAAUGCUAUACUCUGAGUUUAAAAACAAAGCGAUUAACCAUAUUUUAUUCUAAUUGGUUACUAUUUGGAAUGGAGGCCUUGGAACGCCGGAACUGGAAAGUACAAAUAUUUUCUGCUCCUAAUGACAAAAAUGGAAAAUAAAACAUUUAUUAUCUAAUAAAUGCCUUUGGGAAAUUACACAUAUUUGUGUGUUUUAUCUUUAAGAGAUUAUACUUAAGUGCACAAUAAUAUUUUUUUAAUUCAGUUAAAAAUGUGAAAUUCUGAUUCGUCCUCGUGACUAUUUGAGGAUUUGUAUAAUGUCUUUGUAAUAAACAUGAUUUGUAUGUGUUUAAUGUGUUUUCAUCUCCUAGUAAAUGUUUUGUUACGGUUAUCAAUGCGAAUAAAGAGUAAGAGGACUAAUAACCAUUUGUGCUGGGUGUAUUUGAAUGGUUAUUAUUUGUAAUGCAUUGUGAUGAAUUCUUAAGUGGGACGUUUGCAUAGAGAGAGUGUGAUUUUUCUUUCAGUUGGGGUGUGAAUGGGCAAAUUCUCUUCCUGUAGCAAUCUGUUAUACUGCAUGCAUACAGAUUGUUUGUGUUUGGGAAAGCAGGUACUAGGGUAAUGAGUGAGCUGGGAUGUAUUGUACUCUAUAAACAAGUUGUUGAUUUAUCAGAAGCCGAUAUUACACAAUUUUAUUAUUAUUUUAUUUUUUUUUUGCUGUAGAAAUCUAUGCAAUAGUCUUAGUAUUAGUGUUGUGUUGAAAUCAUUUGACUUUUUAUGUGCCUUAAAAAAUAAAGGCAUUUUAAAUAAAUUUCAAUUUAUGCACUGGUUU
This is a messenger RNA of Pimephales promelas (fathead minnow), 2317 nucleotides long. RefSeq names its product CLOCK interacting pacemaker a (gene cipca). Gene Ontology annotation, biological process: negative regulation of circadian rhythm; negative regulation of DNA-templated transcription. The record is from RefSeq and is a predicted model, not a curated record. Lineage: Eukaryota; Metazoa; Chordata; Actinopteri; Cypriniformes; Leuciscidae. Gene Ontology annotation, cellular component: nucleus.